This is a messenger RNA of Cuscuta europaea, 1840 nucleotides long. Lineage: Eukaryota; Viridiplantae; Streptophyta; Magnoliopsida; Solanales; Convolvulaceae. The record is from the annotation of a GenBank genome assembly.
AUACCUGUGAUUAAUCAUCAAUUAAAAAGAUGACUGGUAAAGACGACCAGCUCCACGUUUUCUUCUUCCCGAUGAUGGCUCACGGCCAUAUGAUUCCAACACUGGACAUGGUCAUGCUCUUCGCUUCCCGCCAUGGGAUCAAGUCAACGAUAGUCACCACCCCUCUCAACGUACCCUCCAUCUCCAAAGCCAUACACAAACACAAACAGUCAGGUUUCCAAAUAGAAGUCCGUUCAAUCUACUUCCCCGGAGUCGAGGCCGGCUUGCCGGAAGGCGUCCAGCACUUCGACCAUUUCACCUCCGACGGUUCAACCUUUCCCUCUUUCUUCAAGGCCUGCAGCAUGCUCCAAGAACCCCUCGAGCAGCUCAUGGAGGAGCUCCGCCCGGACUGCCUCGUCGCCGAUAUCUUCUUCCCGUGGGCGACGAGGGCCGCCGCCAAGUUUGGUAUACCAAGGCUGAUCUUUGAUGGAACCAGCUAUUUUUCCGUUUGUGCUAAACACAGCCUUUUGACUUAUAGGCCUUUUGAAGAUAUUUCUUCUGAGGAUUCAGAAACCACCUUUACCAUUCCUCAUCUUCCUCAUCAGCUCAAACUCAUCCGAUCCCAACUCGCGCCUUAUGAACGAGACCUUUCAUAUUCAUCUACAAUGGCGGAAUUCGGGUUACAAGUAAUGGAAGCAGAGAGGACGAGCUAUGGGGUAAUCUUUAACAGCUUCUAUGAACUGGAACCGGACUAUGUGGAUCACUUCAAGAACGUCCUCGGUAGAAGGGGCUGGUCUGUCGGGCCGCUUUCCAUUCAAAACAAGAAGGAAGACGACAUCGGAGAAAAAUCCAACCGAGGGAGGAAAGCUUCCAUCGGCAAGAAAGAUUGCAUAGAGUGGCUGGAUUCUAAGAAACCCAACUCCGUCGUUUACGUCUGCUUCGGAAGCAUGGCGAACUUCGCCGCUUCCCAGCUGACGGAAAUGGCGGAGGGGAUAGAAAGUUCCGUGCAGGACUUCAUUUGGGUGAUCAGAAAUAAGAAAGGAGAAGAGAUCGGAGAAGAGAAGGGAGAGGAGUGGAUGCCGAAAGGGUUUGAAGAGAGGACCAAAGGCAGAGGGCUGAUCAUAAGAGGCUGGGCCCCGCAAGUGCUGAUUCUAGACCACCGAGCCGUGGGCGCGUUCGUGACUCACUGCGGGUGGAACUCGACGCUGGAAGCAGUCUGUGCCGGGGUGCCGAUGGUAACGUGGCCGGUCUUCGCGGAGCAGUUCGUGAACGAGAAGCUGGUGACUCAGAUUCUGUUGACCGGAGUCGGGGUCGGGUCAAAGGUGUGGGCCAACGUGGGCAGUGACGGGGUGAAGAGGGAGGCCAUUGCAGAAGCCAUCACGAGGGUGAUGGUCGGGGAGGAGAUGAGGAGGAGAGCGGCGGCGUUGAAAGUCAACGCAAGGAAGGCAGUGGAGGAAGGAGGGUCUUCUUAUUCGGGCCUGACUUCUCUUCUGGAUGAACUAAAGAUGAUUAGGGCUGACCGUUUGGGUAGUUCUUCCCACAAGACAGUGGUGAGUAACGGGCCGGGCGGAGCAUGCAUGGAACAUGCAUGGCCCAAUCAUUUAUGCGACCGUAAAGUCGUUCCACCCUAGUUCUGAGGGAGUGGACUAGUAGGUUUAUGUCCGGCACGUUAAUUCACUAGUUCAUUUCAAAUCGUAUUAAUUAAUGGAUAAUUAAUGGUCGCAUGUUUUUAUAUUAUAUAUCGAAAGAGAUCGCAUGAAUCUCCUUGUCCAUCAAUUGUACGAAGUGCAUUCUGAUUAGUAUCUACGUACUUGAAUAAACAAGAAGAAUAAUCGCCAGGCGAGAGAUUCGUCAAAUGACC